AUGAGGCUGCCAGAGCUGGCCCGCGCGGCACCGACGCGGGGAGCGCGCUUCGCGCUGACUCAGCGGCGACGACGACGGCGGCGGCGGCAUUAGGCGGCUCUCGCUCGCGCCUCUCUCCCUUCCUGGGGGCCCCGACCCCGCCCGCCUGCUGGGUGAGCCUGCCCGCUCCGCCGCGCCACGCAGGAGGAGGCACCAGGGGACGCGGAGCGGCGCGCGGCCCUGGCCCGCUCGGUCUCCGGCGUGAGCGUUGCCGGCCGUGGCGGAGGACUACGGCGACGGGGACGACGGCCGCGCUCCCCGCUCCGCUCUGCUGACGGGCCCUGGGGAGCGCAGGCGGGGAGCGGCGAUGGAGUGAUAGGGAAGAUGUUUAUGGAUUCUUCUGUGGGAUCAGAGGGCAAGUCUGCUAUAAUCAGAAAACUUCAAGAAUAACAGCAGGGAUGGAUGAACAGGCUCUUUUAGGGCUAAAUCCAAAUGCUGAUUCAAACUUUAGACAAAGGGCCCUGGCCUAUUUUGAGCAGUUAAAGAUUUCCCCAGAUGCCUGGCAGGUGUGUGCAGAAGCCUUAGCUCAGAGGACAUAUAGUGAUGAUCACAUAAAAUUCUUCUGCUUUCAAGUAUUAGAACAUCAAGUUAAAUACAAAUAUUCAGAACUAACUACUGCUCAGCAACAGCUAAUUAGAGAGACACUCAUAUCUUGGCUCCAAGCUCAGAUGCUGAAUCACCAACCAGAGAAGACCUUUAUACGAAAUAAAGCAGCCCAAGUCUUCGCCUUGCUUUUUGUUACAGAAUAUCUCACUAAAUGGCCCAAGUUUUUUUUUGACAUUCUCUCAGUAGUGGACCUAAAUCCAAGGGGAGUAGAUCUGUACCUCCGAAUCCUCAUGGCUAUUGAUUCAGAGUUGGUGGAUCGUGACGUGGUUCAUACAUCAGAGGAGGCUCGUAGGAAUACUCUAAUAAAAGAUACCAUGAGGGAACAGUGCAUUCCAAAUCUGGUGGAAUCAUGGUACCAAAUUUUACAAAAUUAUCAGUAUACUAAUUCAGAAGUGACAUGUCAGUGCCUUGAAGUAGUUGGGGCUUAUGUCUCUUGGAUAGACUUAUCCCUUAUAGCCAAUGAUAGGUUUAUAAAUAUGCUGCUAGGUCACAUGUCAAUAGAAGUUCUACGGGAAGAAGCUUGUGACUGUUUAUUUGAAAUUGUAAAUAAAGGAAUGGACCCUGUUGAUAAAAUGAAACUAGUAGAAUCCUUGUGUCAAGUAUUGCAGACUGCUGGGUUUUUCAGCAUUGACCAGGAAGAAGAUGUAGACUUCCUGGCUAGAUUUUCUAAGCUGGUAAAUGGAAUGGGACAGUCAUUGAUAGUUAGCUGGACUAAACUAAUUAAGAAUGGAGAUAUAAAAAAUGCUCAAGAGGCACUACAAGCAAUUGAAACAAAAGUGGCGCUCAUGUUACAGCUAUUAAUUCAUGAGGAUGAUGACAUUUCCUCUAACAUUAUUGGAUUUUGUUAUGAUUAUCUUCAUAUUUUGAAACAGCUUACAGUGCUUUCGGAUCAGCAAAAAACUAAUGUAGAGGCAAUCAUGUUGGCCGUUAUGAAAAAAUUGACUUAUGAUGAAGAAUAUAACUUUGAAAAUGAGGGUGAAGAUGAAGCCAUGUUCGUAGAAUAUAGAAAACAACUGAAGUUAUUGUUGGACAGACUUGCUCAAGUGUCACCAGAGUUACUGUUGGCUUCUGUGCGCAGAGUUUUUAGUUCUACACUGCAGAACUGGCAGACUACACGGUUUAUGGAAGUUGAAGUAGCAAUAAGAUUGCUGUAUAUGUUGGCAGAAGCUCUUCCAGUAUCUCAUGGUGCUCACUUCUCAGGUGAUGUUUCAAAAGCUAGUGCUUUGCAGGAUAUGAUGCGAACUUUGGUAACAUCAGGUGUCAGUUCCUAUCAGCAUACAUCUGUGACAUUGGAGUUCUUUGAAACAGUGGUUAGAUAUGAAAAGUUUUUCACAGUUGAACCUCAACACAUUCCAUAUGUGCUAAUGGCUUUCUUAGAUCACAGGGGCCUGCGACAUUCUAGUGCUAAAGUACGAAGCAGAACUGCUUACCUGUUUUCUAGAUUUGUCAAAUCUCUCAAUAAACAAAUGAAUCCUUUCAUUGAAGAUAUUUUGAAUAGAAUACAAGAUUUAUUAGCCCUUUCUCCACCUGAAAAUGGCUACCAGUCCUUGCUGAGCAGUGAUGAUCAGCUGUUCAUUUAUGAGACAGCUGGAGUGCUGAUUGUUAAUAGUGAAUACCCUGCGGAAAGGAAGCAAGCAUUAAUGAGGAAUCUGUUGACUCCACUAAUGGAGAAGUUUAAAAUUCUGUUAGAGAAAUUGAUGAUGGCACAAGAUGAAGAAAGGCAGGCAUCUCUAGCCGACUGCCUCAACCAUGCUGUUGGAUUUGCCAGUCGAACCAGCAAAGCAUUCAGCAACAAGCAGACUGUGAAGCAAUGUGGCUGUUCGGAAGUUUAUCUGGACUGUUUACAGACAUUCUUGCCAGCCCUCAGUUGUCCCUUACAAAAGGACAUUCUCAGAAGUGGAGUUCGAACUUUCCUUCAUCGAAUGAUUAUUUGCCUAGAAGAAGAAGUUCUUCCAUUUAUCCCAUCUGCCUCAGAACACAUGCUCAAAGAUUGUGAAGCAAAAGACCUCCAGGAAUUCAUUCCUCUUAUCAACCAAAUUACGGCCAAAUUUAAGAUACAGGUAUCCCCAUUUUUACAACAGAUGUUUAUGCCUCUACUUCAUGCAAUUUUUGAAGUGCUACGCCGACCAGCAGAAGAGAAUGACCAGUCAGCAGCUUUAGAGAAGCAAAUGUUGCGGAGGAGUUACUUUGCCUUCCUGCAAACAGUCACUGGCAGUGGAAUGAGUGAGGUUAUAGCAAAUCAAGGCGCAGAAAAUGUAGAACAAGUGCUGUUUACCAUUAUUCAAGGAGCAGUUGACUAUCCGGAUCCAAUUGCACAGAAAACAUGUUUUAUCAUUCUCUCAAAGCUGGUGGAACUCUGGGGAGGUAAAGAUGGACCAGUGGGAUUUGCAGAUUUUGUUUAUAAGCACAUUGUCCCUGCUUGUUUCCUGGCACCUUUGAAACAAACUUUUGACCUGGCAGAUGCACAAACAGUACUGGCUCUAUCUGAGUGUGCUGUGACACUGAAAACAAUUCAUCUCAAACGGGGUCCAGAAUGUGUUCAGUAUCUUCAACAAGAGUAUCUGCCUUCCUUGCAAGUAGCUCCAGAAAUAAUUCAGGAGUUUUGUCAAGCACUUCAGCAGCCUGAUGCUAAAGUUUUUAAAAAUUACUUAAAGGUGUUCUUCCAGAGAGCAAAACCCUAAAGACUGGAUGUUCCCGUGCCUAAUUCAUGAUCAGGAAUUCCAGUUAAUUAUAAAGAAGUUGUUUUUAUGUGCCAUUCACACUGGUCUUUUUUUUUUAAUUGUUCUGAGCUUAUUGUAGUGUAUGUAUUGAGAUUUUUAUGUAAAAAGGGUGUAAUUUUCCCUCAAUACAGGUAUGUGACAACAAAAGUUGCUUGCAUGCCAGCUCAAAUUGUUUUACAUAAAAAUGCUGUUAAGACACAGCAGAGUUAUCUUAUCCUAGUACCUUAGUUGUUGUUUCUUUCUUUAUUUGAAACUGACGUCCUUUAUAAAGAACAUAGCAAUGGACAACAGUGUGCUUUUUUAGGGGAAAAAAUUGCUGAGCAUAAAGUUUGAAUAAAUUUAGUUUUCUUUUAUAUGUGCAAACACAUAAAAUAUGGGAUGAAUGCAACAAUCACAACUAGAUAGCCAUUACAUUUCUUUAAACUUUCAAUGCCAAUGUGUAUUCUACAAGAGAAUGGGUUCAUUAAGUUAGCCGAUCUAAAAGUAGAUUGAGGGUAUUAAUACAUUUUUUAUAAAAAAAAUAAAUUUUAUGUAGUGAAAUCUACAAAGUCUUUUCUGGAAUUAUUAUAAAGAUUCUAGCCUUAUUUUCUCAUCUUAUCACUCUGAUUUCCAAUUUAAAGGUUUCCAAAUUAGAUAUGGAUGCCUUGUUUCAUUUAAUAUGCUCCUAAAAGAUUAUCUGUUAGAUAAAUCUUCUUUAAAAUGCAUUAGAAUGUGUUUACAGAAGUAAAAAUAACCAUGAUUUUCCUCUGUCAUUGGAUGUACUUAGGAGCACAAUGUACCUAUGUGUUUAUGAUAAUUGUAAAUAAUCAGCCACUACUUACUAUAAAGAACUUCCCCUGCUUUUCUCCAUGUUUAUCCAUAGCUACAUAAGAGAGCAAGAGGAAAAAAUAGUAUCAGUUAGUAGCAUUGGAGGAGAGACAUAAUGACAAAACUGAGCAGCAGAGUAUCUACAAACACAAGUUUAAAAAAUGUUAAAGCCCAAUGAAGUCUUUAAUGGGAUUUGGGUUGUGACUUGGUAGGCUCUUGAUUUUACUAGUACCCAGUUCAAUCCAUAACACCAUAAAAAGAAAAGGGAAAAAAAGUUUUUAUUAGGGUUUUGUUUUUGUUUUUUUUAACCUUUGGCCAAUGUGUUGCCUAGUGCUUUUCUUGAUAAGCUUUAGUGGCCUGUAAGAUCCCUAGAACUUUAUACUAAAUUGUGUAAAGUAUGAGUCUUUCUGGGUUUUAUUCCAGAAGAGCCUUAUAUAUUUUCCUUACAUCAUGGAAUAAAGGUAUUAAACUAAAUUUAACAGUUAACUAUAAAAAUAAAUCAGUCGAAUGUACUUAAAAUGUUUAUAAGAAUAGAUAAGUGAAAAUUUUGUGUUUCUUUGCUUGGUUCCCCUAUACCAUGGAAAGAUAAGUUUCCUCUGUUGCAAUAGUAGAAAUUACUGGAAGUAUACUCACUCAUAGCAUAGGAUAGUAAAGUUUAUAGAAUAUGGCCUCUCUACCCAGAUUAAGUAGUUGAAACACCAGUUAUGGCAGUAACUGGCUUAGAAUCUUGAGUACAUUAAAAAGCUUCAUCCUGCCUUAGUUUGUCUCUCAUAAGUGGGGGAAAAUAAUGGUAGCUACCUCAUAACUCAUUAAGAAUUCAAUGAGUUAAACAUGAACUUCUUACAGUAGCUAGCACAUUGAGGCUUUGAUACUAGUUUGUAUGCUAUACUAUUCCAUAUGUAGAAAAAUAAAACAUUUUCCCCUAGGUCCUUAAAACCCUUCAGUAAAAUCAUGUGUGGAAAAUCAGGACAUGGAAAUGAGCAUGUAAAUAGAAAUUAAAUUUCAUGUUAUAUAUCAUGUAUAUUUCCAUCUUUGUUCCUUGAUGUUUCCCCAAGCAUCACAAUCAGGAAACUAUCCCAUCAUUAAUUACCUUAUUUCAGAAAGCAAACACCCAAGUAACUUGUCCCAAGGAUGACUUUCACUUGUUACAGAUGGGAUAAGGGAGACAAGACUUUUAGGAAUUUGGGUAACUUGACUAUGGAACCACAGGGUUUUUUGGUACCUGAUUUAAUCCUGUGCCUGACAGUUUUAUUUUUCAGUCUUAAUGCUAAUGUUGUUUCACAAGUGGCUUGACCUUUUUAAAAAGUACUGUGUGGCAUUUUAAUCAUUUAUGUGGUAAGUUCUUGGGCUCAGCCACAUUUUCUCCCACAACUUUGUGCUGGGAAUCUUACUAUUAGGAGAACCUUUUGACAGGCUUUUCUCUUGUUAUUCAGUAACUGAAAUGUUGAAAUUGUAAGCGGUGAAAAGAUUUGUUCAAAUGAUUUCAUCUCAAAAGUUUAAAAUUCUAAUAAAUUAAUUUCCUUUGUAAGAACUC
Messenger RNA from Dipodomys ordii (Ord's kangaroo rat), 5706 nucleotides. RefSeq names its product exportin, tRNA (gene Xpot). Gene Ontology annotation, biological process: tRNA re-export from nucleus; intracellular protein transport. Gene Ontology annotation, molecular function: tRNA binding; small GTPase binding. Gene Ontology annotation, cellular component: nuclear pore; nuclear matrix; cytoplasm. The transcript is spliced from 25 exons. The record is from RefSeq and is a predicted model, not a curated record. NCBI's taxonomy places the organism in Eukaryota, Metazoa, Chordata, Mammalia, Rodentia, Heteromyidae. Bases 438 to 3326 code for a protein of 962 amino acids.